AAUGCAAAUUUAGAAUAAGAUAUGGCCAAAACUUUUGAUUGUGAAACAUCAGCCUCUGCAAACUUGGAGACCAAAAGAAAAUAUUGAAGCUGGAGGAUCUCUCAAGAGCAUCAAUUCCAACGCCAUCCCAUUGCUUCCCUCUUCUCCUGCCACUCUAAUUUGUAGCUCCAUUCUCCUCCUCGCUGCGACACGCACUGAUUUCAACUAUUUCGCCGUCAGCUUCUCUCACGAGGCCUUCCAUUUCCUCCUCGACCACCGUAGAAGAGAGGAGCGCGAUGAAGAUACUGUGCGACGUGUGCUGCAAGGAGGAGGCCUCGGCCUUCUGCUGCGCCGACGAGACCGCCCUCUGCGAAGCCUGCGACCUGCGUGUGCACCCGGCGAACAAGCUGGCCGGUGAGCACCGCCGCCUCUCGCUCUCCGCCCCCUCCGCCGAGUCCCACCCGGUCUGCGAUAUCUGCCAGGAGAAUCGAGGGUUCUUGUUCUGUCAAGAGGACCGGGCGAUUCUUUGCAGGGAUUGCGAUGUUUCUGUUCACAGCGCUAAUCAUCUCACCAUGAAGCACAACAGGUUCAUCCUCACCGGCGUCCGGCUCUCCGCCGCUCCCGUCUCCUCCUCUCCCUCCCCUGUUCCGGAGGCUACGGCGGCUAAAGCUGCGACCAAAACCAUCAUGACCAUGAACAAUCAAACAACGGCAUUGGUUGCAGAUGUUUCCUCCCCCAUGACUUUCACCAGCAGCAGCACGACGACGGUCACCAGCAACAUCUCGGAGUACCUCAUCAAGAUGUGCCCGGGCUGGCGCGUCGACGACCUGCUGGUCGACGACGAAGGUUUCUCCUAGCUCUGUCGCCAUGCAACUGCCUUUUGCCACCUGGUCUCCAAGCAGUUCCGCGUCAAUCCACCACAAAAAUUGCAUCUUUUUCGCUCGAAGAAGAUAAAAAAUCGGAUUUUUAUGGCGCAGGCGGACGAGCUGCUGCGAUUCGUAGAGACGGAUCUGGACAGCGGCCGCCCGGGAACAGUGUCGGAGAAGUAUCCUAUCUGGGCGCGCCACGCGCCGUAGUUCACUCCCGGCGGCGCCGGCUACCGUGCAUCGAACGCUGGCAAGGAGGUGUCUCUUAUCGCCCAUGAAGGGGUGUAAGCAGGGCGAGAGCUGUGGAGCGAAGACGCAUUCACGGUGCCGCAGGUUUCCCCUGCUUCGACUCUCAGCAAGAGGCCAAGGCACGCCCGUUGGUAUCACUAACUUGUUAGUUCUUCCUUUUCCUUUCCUCUCUAUUUGAGAGCUCGCUCAAACUCUAUACUCUUCACAGACUUUGUCGCCUUUAAUAUUUGGAUUUAGGAUUCUUCGAUGAUUGAAUUAUGUAGUGUGCCUGUUUGUUGUC
Messenger RNA from Musa acuminata subsp. malaccensis (wild Malaysian banana), 1374 nucleotides. The record is from RefSeq and is a predicted model, not a curated record. NCBI's taxonomy places the organism in Eukaryota, Viridiplantae, Streptophyta, Magnoliopsida, Zingiberales, Musaceae.